CCUCCCUGUGACUGUCAGUGCCUGACUUCCAGGCCCCCUGUCCAGGCAUCAUUGACAGCAAACAAACGAGACCAGAGUGUCCAGGACCUGGCAGUCCCUCCCUGCCCUGAUGCUGCUGCUGGCCCUGCUGCUGCCCCUUCUGUGGGCGGGGUCCCUGCAGGAGGAACCAAGCUACUGGCUGCGGGUGCAGAAGUUGGUGACAGUGCAGGAGACCCUGUGUGCCCUGGUGUCCUGCUCCUUCUCCUACCCCCAGGACCGCUGGAACCACUCGACCCCUGCUUAUGGCUACUGGUACCAGCACAAGGAGGGUCCCAAAACUCAUCAUACAACAAAUGAACUUGUGGCCACAAAUGACCCACGCAAGAAAGCUGGACUGAGAAGCAAAGCUCGUUUCCAGCUGCUCGGGGACCCCAGGGCCUACAACUGCUCCCUGAGGAUCGCAGGUGCCCAGCAGGGGGACAGUGGAAGUUACUAUUUUCGGGUGGAGAGAGGAGUCAUGAAAUACAAUUAUGUGAGACCGGUGCUGACUGUGAUUGUCACAGAGCUCACACAGACACCGGACAUCCACAUGCCGGAGCUGCUGGUGUCUGGUCACUCCAGUCGCCUGGAGUGCUCCAUGCCCGGGGCCUGCAGUGGGGCCCUGGCACCCACGUUCUUCUGGACCGGGGCUGCCCUGAGACCCUCGGGUUGGGGCUUGGGCAUUCACAGAUCUUCGGAGAUCCUGCUCACACCACUCCCUCAGGACCACGGCACCCACCUCACCUGUCGGGUGACUCUCCCUCAGGCUGGAGUGACCAGGGAGAGGACUGUCCAGCUCAGUGUGUCCUAUCCUCCUCAGAGCCUGACCCUCAGUGUCUCCACAGCAGAUGACAGAGCCCCGGACACCCAGGGAAAUGGCUCCUACCUGGAGGCCCAGAAAGGCCAGUUCCUGAGGCUCCUCUGUGCUGCUGACAGCCGGCCCCCGGCCACGCUGACCUGGGACCUGGAGGCCAGAGUCCUUGCUCAGUCCCAAACCUCAGGACGAAGACCUCUAAGGCUGGAGCUGCCCGGGGUGAAGCCUGGGGACGCGGGGCGCUACACCUGCCGGGCAGAGAACAGGCUGGGCUCCCAGCACAGCACCCUGGAGCUCUCAGUGCAGUAUCCUCCAGAGGACCUGAGAGUGACGGUUUCCCAAGCAAACAGGACAGUCCUGGAAAUCCUCGGGAACGGCUCAUCCCUGCCCGUCCUGGAGGGCCAGAGCCUGCGCCUGGUGUGUGUCACCCACAGCAGCCCCCCAGCCAGGCUGAGCUGGGCCCGGGGGACACAGCCCCUGAGCCCCUCCUGGCCCUCAGCCCCUGGGGUCCUGGAGCUGCCCCGGGUGCAGAUGGAGCAUGAAGGGGAAGUCAGCUGCCAUGCGGAGAACCCGCUGGGCACCCGGAGUGUCUCUCUCAGCCUCUCUGUGCACUAUGCCCCCCAGCUGCUGGGCCCCUGGUGCUCCUGGGAGGCCGAGGGUCUGCGGUGCAGCUGCUUCUCCUGUGCCCGGCCUGUCCCGUCCCUGCGCUGGCGGCUCGGGGAGGCGCUGCUGGAGGGGAACAGCAGCAAUGCCUCCCUCAUGGUCACCUCCAGCUGGGCCGGGCCCUGGGCCAACAGCUCCCUGAGCUUCCCUGGGGGACUGAGCUCUGGGGAUAGGCUCAGCUGCGAGGCAGGGAAUGUGCACGGGGUCCAGAGGGCCACUGUCCUGCUGCUGCCGGGGAAGCCAGAGAGUUGGGGUGGAUAUGUGCUCGCAGCACUUGGGGGAGCUGCUGCCUCGGCUCUGCUCUCUCUCUGUGCCUGCCUGCUCUUCUCCAGGAUGAAGACCCCCCAGAAGGAGGCGGUGAGGACAGUGGCCACAGAGAAGGGCGCAUCCUGUGGCCCGACUCCUGUCUGUUGGGGUCACCUGAAUGCAUCUGGGUCAGACCACCCGUCAUCUGCCAUGGCUACCACAGGGGAGGAGCAGGGGCUCCAUUACGCCUCCCUCAGCUUCCUGGGACUGAAGCCCCGGAAGCCUCAGAACCAGAAGGACUCCAGCACCACUGAGUGUUCAUCUCUGGAUGCUGCUUUCUCCCUGCUCCAAGCCACAAGGGAGUCUCCAGGCCAGAGCUGCUUCCUGGAUUUGACCUAUGUGUUUCAGUCCUUGUUUGAUUGAAAUAAAUGCUGUGCAAAUUGGA
This is a messenger RNA of Heterocephalus glaber (naked mole-rat), 2186 nucleotides long. RefSeq names its product sialic acid-binding Ig-like lectin 11. Gene Ontology annotation, biological process: cell adhesion. Gene Ontology annotation, cellular component: plasma membrane. NCBI's taxonomy places the organism in Eukaryota, Metazoa, Chordata, Mammalia, Rodentia, Bathyergidae. The record is from RefSeq and is a predicted model, not a curated record. Gene Ontology annotation, molecular function: sialic acid binding.